AUGCCGUCGGGCCAGGGCGGUAAAGGGUGCGUGCUAUACUCCGGCGCAAUUGCGGAACGCCGGUUGGCGUUGGCUGGUCACGGAGGCGAUUUAAUGGACGUUUUCUACUUCACCGAGAUGCCCUACGCCGAGUUCCCGGAGUCCGAGGCGGAGAAGUUCCCGUCCAUGCGGCUCACCUUCCCCAACACCUACUUCGACCCCCAGACCGCCAGCGGCCUGAUGAACCGCUACCUCGACGAGUAUCAGCACGCCGAGGAGAUGGGCUUCGACGGCCUGAUGAUCAACGAGCACCACAACACGCCCUCGUGCAUGGACGUUGAGGUGAACAUCACCGGCGGGAUCCUGGCGCGGAUCACCAAGCGGGCCAAGAUCCUGAUGCUGGGCAACAUGCUGCCCACGUCCGACAACCCCGUCCGCCUGGCCGAGGAGAUCGCCCUGCUGGACGUGAUCUCCGGCGGCCGCAUCAUCUCCGGUUUCGUGCGCGGCAUCGGCAUCGAAUCCUGGGCCAACAACACCAACCCCAUCCACAACCGCGAGCGCUUCGAGGAGUGCCACGACCUGGUGGUGAAGACUUGGACCACGCCCGGGCCCUUCCGCUGGGAAGGCAACCACUACCACUACCGCGCCGUGAACCCGUGGAUGCUACCCGUCCAGAAGCCCCAUCCGCCGGUGUGGGUCCCCGGCACCGGCAGCCCCGAGACCGUCGAAUGGACGGCGCGCCACCGCUACACCUACGCCGCCUUCCUGACCCCGCUGGACGUCGCGAAGAACCUGUUCGCCCGCUACCGCGAGUACGCCGCCGCCGACGGCUGGGAGCCCGGCCCCGAGAAGUUCGCCUUCAUGAUCUGCGCCCACGUCAACGACACCGACGAGAAGGCCCAGGAGUCCGGCAAGGCGUUCCUCUGGCGGAUGAACUAUCCCCUGCGCGGCCCCCGCGAGUACUGGUCGCCGCCCGGCUACACGUCCCGCGCCGGCGCCGCGGCGGUGGCGGCCCGGCGGCCCACGCCCCUCCACGAGAUGUCAUACCAGGAGCUGCAGGACCGCUACCACCUGGUGGUGGGCAGCCCCGACACCGUCAUCAAGAAGCUGCGCCACAUCCGCGACGAACUGGGCAUCGGCUCCAUACUCCUGGAAGCCCAGGGCGGCCAGCUCUCCCACGCCGACACCAUGCGGUCGAUAGAACUGUUCGGCAAAGAAGUGAUACCGGCGCUGAAGGAUUGA
Molecule: messenger RNA, 1221 nt
Organism: Geodia barretti
Lineage: Eukaryota; Metazoa; Porifera; Demospongiae; Tetractinellida; Geodiidae
Source: the annotation of a GenBank genome assembly